Messenger RNA from Naegleria lovaniensis, 3366 nucleotides. RefSeq lists its product as uncharacterized. Gene Ontology annotation, molecular function: phosphorelay sensor kinase activity. The transcript has 3 exons. The coding region runs from base 1 to 3366 and encodes 1121 amino acids. Gene Ontology annotation, biological process: phosphorylation; phosphorelay signal transduction system. The record is from RefSeq and is a predicted model, not a curated record. Lineage: Eukaryota; Heterolobosea; Eutetramitea; Acrasida; Naegleriidae.
AUGUCAUCUCUUUCAACGCCCGUUUCAUCAACGGCACGAGGCUCAACAUCAAACAAGCCAUCUACUGCUGCAACCAUGCCUGGAUGGUCUCUGCAAAUUCCUUCAUCCUCCUCCGCAUCGGAAUGGCAAGAACAGGCUACCAACAGCGUUUCUGUCGUUAGCAACAGUAACAAGAACGCAACAUUGCCAACGAGUAGCAAGAAUCAUCUUCAAAAGAGCCACCACCACGACGACGAAGAGCCUAUGAACGAUCACGGCUUGGUCGUUGAGAAUCUUAGGAGCAGUAGUAGCCAUAGUUGUCGAGAUCAUGUAGCUUCUCAGAAGAUGUUUGAAGAACAACGAAUAAUACCAUCAUCGUAUUCUUGUCCUUCAAAAUCAUCCCCUCUUUAUCCUUCUUCUUCAUCGACACUAACGACCACGUCUGCAACAUUCCCUCCAUCGCCAAUCUCUAACAACAGUUUUAAUUGUAAAACACCGCAAGAAUGCAACAUAUCACUUAAUGUCUCCUCAGAAGAAACGAAAUUAUUUCCUCAACAAGAACAACCCCUCUUGGAUUCUUCAUUAGCAUCAAACUCUUCAACCCUGAACUCCAUCUCACCUGUGUCAUCACCUGCUGAUGACCUACCCUCGAAUAUAUCUCCAUCAUGUACUAAAGUUUUUCUACCACCAUGUCAACGACGGCCGUCUCUCAACUCAGAUAAACAAGUCAUACCUGACGCUACACAGGAAGCAUUGCUCGAUGAUAUUAAGGAUUUUUUUAAGUUUUUGCACAUUUCUUUCACUGGAGGAGAUUUUUCUGAAUAUGCAAGUGCGUUGACAAGAGAAACUCACUUUCUUUUUAUGAAGUCUUUCAAAUACUUGAAUAUACUGCUAGGCUUAUCGGUAAUUUUAAUGGUAUAUUAUUUCAAGAAAGAAUCACGGUCCAUAUUUCUAAUUUGUUUUACUACCUAUUUCGAGCCAAUUAUUCAUGUAUGCUGUACUUGGCUCACUAUUUCUAAAGUGAAGACUCUAACUCAGAAAAAACGACUAACUAUUGCUCGAUGUCUGGCCUCCACCUUAAUAGCAUUUAUUGUACAUACCUACUAUGAAGUGACGCUACUAUAUGUGGUCACACUCACCAAGAUUAUAGUAUUUUGCUACUUUUUUAAUGAGACGCUUGGAACCACAAUAUUUAACUGCUGCACUAUGAUCUUCUUUACAGCAUUGGCAUUGUUUUGUACAAACACACCAUGGUACAGAAUAUUUGAAAUUACAGCCAUGUUAAUUUUUGUAUCAACGAUGAACAUUUUCAUUUCCCACAUUCAAACUUUAGAAAGAGACGGAAGCUUGAGAGAAAAAAUUGAACACUUGCAAGAGAAGAUAUUAAGUCAAGAGAAGACAAAAUUUAUUGGAAAUUUAUCUCACGAAGCAAGAAAUCCACUCCAUGGUAUAUUAGGAGCUGCCACCAUUAUGAAGAAUGAAUAUGAAAAAUGUGAAAGCCCUUUAAAACACAAGAGAAAGAGCCGACGAAGAAGUGUAUUACAUCAAAGAGAUCAAAAACCUUCCGAUCAAGAAGAUGGACUCAGUGACACUGAUUCAACAUCGAGCGAUGGUACUUCACAAUCUCAUAUUGAACUCGUGAAUGAUAUCUACAAUAAUGCAAAUUUAUUGCUACAAGUUUUCAGCACUUCUCUCCAAUUAUCAAGUCUAGAAAUUGGAAAUGUGUCACUCAAUUAUGAAGCUUUUUCUGUGCAACAACUGAUUGAGUCUGUUACGUCAGUGUUUUACACCAUUGCCAACGACAAAAAAGUAGCACUUCAUUCGUACGUGAAUUUGAACAACUUACCCUUACACGUAAUUGGAGAUCAUGUGAAAAUUUCUCAAGUGCUUAUGAAUUUAGUGUCAAAUUCCAUCAAAUACUCUCUUCCAAACGGCGGUCAUGUGACUGUGAGUUGUUCAAAAUGUGACGAUUCUGAACUAAUAGAAGAGUUCAAAAUAGACAAGCACUGCAUCAUCAAUGCAGUGCUUCAAGAAAAUCCAGAUUUCUCAGAUGAAGAUUUUGUGUUUUUGAAAUUUGAGUGCAAAGAUGAUGGCAAGGGAAUUAAGCCAGAUUGUAUCAAGGACUUAUUCCAACCUUUUAAAACGAUCCAAGAAGUUACUAUUGGCAGCGGAGAAAGCACCACUAGUCCUAGUGUGGAAUCCUCAGGCUCUCUCUUUGAUCAAUAUUAUCUCAAGUCUCUUCGAAAAAGUUCUAGCAACUCUGGAUUGGGCAUGUUGUUGACCAAUAGAAAUGGCAUUGGAUUGAGCAUUUCAAAAAGGUUGGUUGACAGAAUGCAUGGAACCAUUGCUGUCAGUAGCAACAUUUCUCCUGGAUCAUCUGGAACAACCAUUACCAUUAUUGUUCCUGUUAGAAUUGGAAACGCUGAAGCAAGUCUUAACAGUUAUGAAUCUGUGGUUCAUCAAGAAGACUUGGAAACAUUGAAAUCAAAAUUGUCUCCGUUUACUGUGUUUUUGAUUGACUCUGACAAUAUUUUCCUGGACAUUGUUGAAAAGUACCUUCGAUUUGUGAGUCACGAGUGUCACGUUGUUAAAAUUCCAAGCAUUUUGAACGACAAUCAUCUUCCUGUCAACCCUCACAGUAAGGUUCUCAUCAUUUAUCAGGAGGACAUGCACAAACAAGUGAAGAAUGUAUUCUCCUCGGUUAGCAGCUGUAACCGAAUUUUAAUGCCAAUCUCCACUCGUGGCAGAACUAGAAGGUAUCCAAAUCUUGUCUACAUUACCAAGCCGCUAAAAAUUGAGGAACUGUACCAUACCUUAGCACAGCAGCUCAUUAGCUUUUGUACGAGAGAAGUUCAAAAGCAAUUCCAACAAGGAGAGAGCAUGAUCGUCGUACCAGAAGUUUCUAUAACUAUUGAUGAAAGUGCUUCGGAACUUCCUCAACACACCUCAAUACAUUCUCCAAACCCUAAUGAAAGUAGUGGCUCUCACAAAGAAGGACGAAUAUUAGUUGUGGAUGACAAUCAAGUCAAUAGAAGAGUAAUGAGCAAAAUGAUGCAUUUAUUGGGAUUUAAGGAUGUGGACAGUGCUUGUGAUGGAAAGGAGUGUUUUGAAAUGUUUCAAACGAAACAGUAUGACGUUAUUCUCAUGGAUCUACUCAUGCCAAAUAUUUGUGGAAAACAAUGUGUGACCAUGAUCAGAGAGUAUGAAAAGUCAAAUUCACACCUACAUGUUCCAAUCAUUGCUGUGACUGCAAAUAUUUGGGAAAAUGUCACAUCAUUGUCCGAGAUUGGAUUUGAUUCAGUUCUUUACAAACCCAUUUUAAUGACCAAACUUAAGGAGGUUGUAGAGAAGUGUCUUGACGAAAAAGCAUUCGAUCCUGAUGUUUAA